This is a messenger RNA of Equus caballus (horse), 7037 nucleotides long. RefSeq names its product IQ motif and ubiquitin domain containing (gene IQUB). The record is from RefSeq and is a predicted model, not a curated record. NCBI's taxonomy places the organism in Eukaryota, Metazoa, Chordata, Mammalia, Perissodactyla, Equidae. Gene Ontology annotation, molecular function: protein binding. Gene Ontology annotation, biological process: cilium assembly. Gene Ontology annotation, cellular component: motile cilium; acrosomal vesicle.
GAAUCCGGCGAGUGGGGACGCUGCUUCCUAGGAGCCUGAGAAACCGCUUCCACCCCAGUCGCUGCGUUUCUUAGUCAGGGUAUAAGAGCUCCACUUGUCUUCAUACUCACCAGCACCUGAUAUUGUUGGGUGAAAAAAAUUUUAUUCGCUAUCCUGAUAGGGAUUUGUACUUAGAGUGGAAGUCCCAAACGCAUCUUUCCCACCUCACUACUGUUCCAAGUUUUAAUCUUCCCCCUGCUGUUGCCGCAGAAAUCAACAUUGAGGCCACUUCCUCAAUCUCUGCUUCCUGGCUGCCAGCUUCUAUAGGAAAAUGUCUGAUCAGGAGGAAGAAUUUAAUGCUCAGAAUGUUGUUGAUGCGUCAGAAGAAAGUAAAGAUGCUUUUGAGUCUAUCAAUAUUCCAGGUUCCUCAGAAGAGCUUCCAGAGUCAGAGCAAACUGAAGACAAUGAAUCUGAAUUAGAACAGUCUGGUGGGAGCCAUGGACCACAUGUUGAGGAGGAGACUGACCAGAGGGCCUUAAGCCUGGAACCAAUCGCUGAUGCACAGGCCUCGGAAGAGGUUAUGUCACCCGAAUAUGUUUUGUCUUCUCCGGGUCAUCAUGAAGAGCCCUAUCUAACUCAUUCUGAUACUGCAGUGCAAUCAGCCGAACAAUAUAUAAAUGAUGGUUCCCUGACACUUCUGGAUAAAAUAAAGGCUAUAAAGGAAUCUCUGAAAGAAUCUGCGAAAGAUUCUUUCGCAACAGUAAAAGUUGUACUUCUUCCUGUGUGCCAGGAGAUUAUAAUGCCUUUUAAAAUUGACACCAUUUUUAAAUACCUCAAGGAUCAUUUUUCAUCCCUAUUAAGUGUCCCACCUGAUGUACUGCAGAUACAGUAUUCAGGAAUGAUUCUUAAAAAUAAUGAGACUCUACUACAAUAUGGAGUUAAGGCACAGGAUAUUGUACAAGUGGAAAUCUUUUCUACACAUCCAGAUGAAUAUCCAAUCAAAAGAAUAGACGGAUUACAUGAUGUCUCUCAAAUCAUAACUGUCACAGUACAAACAGGCGUUGAUAAGUUUCAAGAGGUAGCCGUUGAGAUUAUAAAAUCUGACUUUCACAAACCAUUUCUUGGUGGAUUCAGGCAUAAAAUAACAGGAAUAGAAUAUCACAAUGCUGGAACACAAACUGUACCUAGGAAGAUUGCUGGAAAACACAGUGUAUUUUGUAGGGAUACUCAGACAGUUUUUCAGAGAAAAAAGCUCCAACAAACUGCAAAUACCACAUCUACACAGAUGACUAAAAUUGGUGUGUAUGUAUCAAAUAUGACUGAUAAACUGGUGACACCAGGAAAGUAUUUUUCAGCAGAAGAAUACCAUGCUCAAAGAUUAAAGGCGGUACUAGUGCUACAGACCUACUACAGACAAUGGCACGCUAAAAUCGUGGUCAAGGAAUUAAAAAAGCAGAAAAUGUUAAGGUUGGAGUGGGAAGCACAGGAAGAAGUAAGGAAGACAAGAGAAAAAGAAGCAUGGAUGCAAUUGGACUAUUACCGGAGGCAUAAUCCUCAAACAAAAGAAGAUUUCGAACUUCUUUAUAAUGCUCUAGAAUUCUGGCAGCGAGAAGAACUUGCACAUAUUAACCAGUCUUUCACUGGAGCUGAAAGGAAAGCUGCUUUGUGUGAACUUCUGGAAAAAGAGACCCAGAUAAUUGCUUCCAUUGGGAGACAUAGAUACGUCGCUUAUAUGGCGAACCAGGAAGCAUUAAUACAAGCUUUUUUGGAUAAGUGUUCAGCUCCAAAGAUGUGGAGAACAUUUGAUGGCAAAAUGAUGGAAAUGGAUACACAGUUUACCAUCAGAGCCCGAGAACUGCAGAACAUCUAUAAAUGCAUUAUGCUGAAAAGUAUCUCUCAAGAUGAGAGGCUGGAUGUACUCUUGACACUUAAACACACUGUGAAGGAACAUGACUGUAAACUGACUCAGGAAAUUUUAGAAUUGAUUGACAGAGAGGUUGACCUUAUGAUGAGAGGAGUCAAACAUCAAAACCUUGAAGGACUCAGGAAAAGAAUUGCAACACUCUUUUUUCAUUACAUCAAAACGCCUCUGUUUAAUCCAGAAGUUGCAAGACACCUUAAGGCCCCUCAAGACCCAAUGAAGUUUUAUAAGAAGAUUUACUUUUGCCACAGUUGCCAGCUCUAUUUGCCUUCUACUGAGUUUGCUGUAUCAUCCACUUCACAACGCAUAUACCGCUGCCGUCACUGCAUUAACCUUGACAACGAGACUCGACAACGGGAGUCAUUUCUGAAAUACAAAUGUUUGCUUCAACGGCUCUACUAUUCAGAAGCUGAUUAUGAAGAUGAUUCUAAAAUUGCUUUCCUGAUGCAGCUACAAGAUAUUCAGUACCUGACCGAGAACAUCUGGGCGUCCCAGUCAGUCCUCAGUGCCUGGACCAAUCUCAAUGAUCUGGUCAUGGUCCGGUGGGAUAAGUCCUUGGAGUGGUCCCCCUGGAACUGCAUUCUUCUUACCAAAGAUGAAGGUGCUGCUCAUCUCAGGCUAACAAGUAUUGAACAGGGAUAUGAACCCUUGUUUAUUCACAAGAUCAAACACAAGCAUAUCCUGGCUAAGAACUAUUUUUCUCAAAUUCCACUGCUGGCUUCAUGUAUACCUGACGGUGAAAUAGAUGCGAUCAGGAAGAAAUAUCACCCAGAAACAACACCUAAGAUUAUAAAAGCCCAGGGGCCCAGUCCUUAGAAGACCCGGGGGCAUUUGUUUGAUGAUCCACAUUUUUGUUUACUGCUAACAGAGUAAUACAGAGAUCACACAAUGUGGAAAUAGAAUUUUAUCUUUUUAUUGAUUUUAAUUGUCUUUCAUAAUAUCAUAAGUAGUGUGAAGAGGAAACAUCCCUAUAUAAAUGCUUUAUUGUUAAACAGUAUUAAAUUGAGAUAUAAUUUUGUUACUGAAAUUAAUGUUUUAAAGGAAAGUGAACAUUUUAUUUUUACAUAUUUUCACAUUAAAAUUUUUUAAAAUUUCAAGUGCAUUAUAAUUAAAAUCAAUAGACAAACAAAAGGUAGGUUUAAUUUUCAGCUCAAGAAAUUUAUUUUAGAUAAAAUGCAGUUAUAGGGGAAUAGUCAGUAUAUGGAUGGGAGGAAAUAUAGAAUUCUCCGUCUUGAAAAUCUUUACAGGUAGCAUAAAAGAUGCUAGGUUUUAAUAUGGGGAUUUGAAUCUUCACUUUUUAUCUUCUACUUUCACCUUCCAUCCUUCUCAAAUCCCAAUAAAAUAACUGAAACUGUUUAUAAACAAAUAAACAAGUGCAUUCCAUGCUGGAAAACAGGGUCAACAGUAGAACUAUCUUUUAUCCCAUGGGAGAAAAACUCCCAGUAGGGCAAUGAUGAAACUCCAUAGGAAGAAUAAACUUGGUCGAGUAAACGAUAACAAUCCCUUUCCCCAAUAAACCAAAGGAAUAACCUUGACCACAUGCAUAUCAGGGAUCUACAAUGAUAAACAAGGGUGUGUGAGUCAGUCUUAAUAGGAAAUGGUGCCCUCAAAACAGGAAAAUUCAAGAAGAGUUUAUUUACAAGGGACUUAUAAAGUGUGGGCAGUGUGUUGGGAAACUAAAGAAAUAGGGCACGGACCCAGGGUUGGUGCUGGAUAAGCCAUCUCUACCCCUAGUCUUAAAUGAACCUGGGAGGGGAGAGGUAUAGGAACAGAGAAAGGGAGUGUAAAGAAGAUGAUUGAGAGGAUCAGUGACCAACUCCUACUGGAACAGCCAGCCUAGUCUCCUGCUUGGGUUUCCCACUGGCAGAACCCAAAAGGAAAGCAGAAGAAAUAGAAGUCUGUUGACAUAAUUCAUACAGCUUUGGGACAGAGAGCAGAAAUAAGGGGCAGAGUGGAUCUGGAUGGCUAAAUAGAAUAUAUCCAGCAAGAGAGAAUUAAAAGUGUAGAUCUGUAAUUCAAGUAGCACUAUUUCACACCCCCCCCCCCCCAGAAUUAUAUAUGUUCGUGUAUAUAUACAUGUAUAGAGUGUACAUACGGAGAUAUAUAUAACUUUUCUUCUAAUUCCAAUCACCAAUUAAUGAAGCUGUUCUGUCAAGUUUAGUGAUCAAGGAAUUCAAUCUAAAUGUUAAUAUUUAUUCUACAUAAAUAUUUGCCAACAUUUUAACAACUUGUUUUCUAGGAUGUCUACAGUUUUUUUACUUGGCAAAAGCAUGGCACAUGGCGAUUACUUUUAAGGAACUAAACAUCGAGGAGGGAAGUGCUAUAAGCUGCUGUUAUUUUCAAGUUAACGUGGACAAUUCGGAUGUUCUGGGAACUUUCUAAACAAUAAAUUACAGAUGAGAAUUGAUUGGGGACCAUUCUGAUCACUGAUAACAAUUUAACACAGAGAGAAGUGUGUUUACACUGGAAUGUAAAUAACCAGAUUUUCACUAGGCAGUUCAGGAGAAUCUCCUAGUUCAGAGAAGGAAGGGCUGGGUGGCAGACAGUGAGGGGGAAAUAGUCAGAGAGGGGCAAAUAAGGGAAGUUGAGAAUUCCUCUCUUGCUCUAGGGGUGAAUCAACUGACUAGUAGAUAGCAUUUCCCUAUAGUAAUGGAAGACUUGUGGAAUACAACUGAUGGGGGUGGACAAACCAGAACAAUUGCAUCAUAUAUGAAAGGGGGCAGCACCUUAAUUCAGGACCGGGAGAAUAACCACAAAGCGGGAAAGACAGCUCAACAGCAGAGAGACUCUCCCUAAUAAAGUCAACUAUUCUGGUAAACUUUUUCCAUCCCACCAGAACUACAGUUUUCAAUUUACACAGGUAUCCAAAAAUCCACAGCAGAAGGGGCGGGAGGAGGUGGCAGGCUAGGGAGCAGUGAGUAGGGCAACAGUCAGGUUGCUACGUACUAGAAUCCUAACUCCAGGAUGCUGGAAAUCAACAACUAGGUAAGCAGCUAAGUUCCCCUUCAUUCAUAGUAGCUGCAGUCCUCUAGUUUAUGACCUGAUGAGCAUACGUCCCAGGGCCCACUAACAGAUGAAACUACAGAAAAUGUUUCCUUCUUUCUCCUCUGUGAGAACUGUGUUAUGUGAAUAAAGGCCUAAACAAUAUAACAGAACACAAUUUUGUAUCCCAAUAUUGUAACAACAAGCUGAUGAAGAAUAGUCACCAUAAAUAUAAAGAUUCAAAAUUUUAAAAAUGGGCCCUUCUGAGGAAUGAUAGAUGUUCAUUUACCAAAUCUCUUAAUUCAUGUUAGGGACAUUGGUAGCACUUUUUCUCCUUUGGGGGAAAAAAUGAUUUGGGAAAAAUUGCUAUUACAUAAAACAAGCAAUUGCUAAAUUACAAAAAACACAACACAUUGGCGGCAACGAACAGCAGAUUUGGUAUUUGAAAGCUAAAGCUAAAACAGGGAUUUGGUAGAUUAGCUCAAGAGAGUCCCUUAUAAUCCAGAGAAAAAGGACAAAGAAAUGAAGUAGGUGAGCAAAAGUAAUAAAUUUAAAAGCUUUUGGUGACUACACUAGAAAUAACAUAAGCCUAAAAUGGAAUACAAUAAGAGAAACAAUUAGCAAAGAGAGAUUUAAAGCCAAUUUCCCUAAGCUAAAAAGACAUAUAUCCUUAACUAUAUAUUGUAUAUAUAUAUACAAGUCCUAGGAACAUUAGUUUAGAGACACACAUAGACACAACCUGAUGGCAUUUCUGAAUUUCAAGAAUAUUCAACAAAUUCUGUAAGCAUUCAAGUUGGAGGGAAAAAAUUAGUCACAAGGGGAAAAAAAAACCCAACAGCAUAGAUUUCUCUUCUCCAAUGCUAAAUGCCGGAUGAUAAGGGAGGAACGUUUCUAUUGAAGGAUUUUGAAUUUCAAGGGUAAAAAAACUGACCUAAGAAUUUUACUUCCAGGCGAUUUUCUUACCUGUGAAGACAACAGACAGACAUUGUUAGGCAGAAAGCAUAUCAUCAGUCUAUGUGUAGCCAUUCCGUACUCCAGCUGACCUCAAAACCGUGGAGGUAAAGUAUGGGCGUGAUAUUAUAUAAAAAAUGGCAGGGAGCACUACAAUCUCAAGAUCCUUUCUAAAUGAUUAUCAGUUUGCAUGGUUUUCAAACAAUGUAAUGAUCAAAAAUAAUUCCUCAAAUAAAAAUCUACACUGUAAAAAAAAAAUCUGAAUCUAUGAAAAAAAAAACUUUACUAUUCCAAUAAAAUGCCUGCUGUGGGAGGAUUCAGAGGGAUGAAUUGUGCCAAAUCUUUUUAGAGGAGAAGGGUCAACAGAUACGUAGGUAGGAAAGCAAAUAUUCAAAUAGUUAGUUUAAAAGUUUAAAGCAACUGCUUUUGAAUGAAAAUCGAAUUAGAAGCUCCACAUUUCUGGAGAGAAAAAGGGAACAACAAUAAACUUGAGAACUCUUGUGAAGUAAAAGUUUGUUUUUCUUUUAAAGUUAACAGGAAGGAAGUGCAUAUAAGAGAAAAACAAGAUUAAAAAUAUCACAAUGCAUAAAUUUGAAUAGAUUAAAAUUCUCUAGGAAAGGAUAGUUAUCCUUAUAUUGUAUCAAGAAUGAACUAUAUGCUGCGUACCAGAUAUGUACCCCAAAUAAAAUGACAUGUAAGGGUUAAAAAUAAAGGUAUUUAGUAAAACCGUAUCAGUCAUAUGCAAACAGACAACAAAAAAAUUAGUGGCAAUAUUAAUAUCAAGGAUGAAAGUGAGAAGAAAAGUAGAGCAAAGGAAGUUACCUUAUGUUGGUAAAUUAUAAUCACAAUAAAAAUGAAUAAUGAAUCUCUAUGUUAGGUACAAAAAUAGGUUUUAAAGAAAAAUCAGUUGAGAAUUCUCUAUAGGCUCCUUAUGUUUCUGCAUUUCUUUUAAGUAGAGGCACUAGUUCUCCCUUUUUUCAGACUUAUUUUCAAGGAUGUUUGCAUAGCAAGCAGUCUUGGAAGAUAGAGACAGUAUGUCAAGUUCCCUGUAAAGGAUUCAGAGUCUCUAAGUCCAGGAUUCCUGUCCUGGAAUGCAACUCACUGUGUGUGCAGGUCUCAUCUGGACAUUGUGUCACUUUUAGGGCAAAAUGCUGAUAUUCUGGCUGCUGCUAUUUAUGUGAGCAAUAAAUUGUGCUUCCUCUAU